GGGAGGCUGCGGCGGCGGGCGCGCGCGGCGCGAGGGCGGCGGGCGGCGGCCUGCGGAUGCAAGUAUGGACAUAAUAGCCUAUGAUGAUUUCUUCAGUCCACCGCUUCAGAGAUAUUGAAAGGACACCCGAAUACCUCCAGCCGGAGAAGUGUGUUCCACCUCCUAGCCGCGCUUCCUUGGGAACAAUGUGGUUUAUUCGAGAUGGCUGUGGUAUCGCGUGUGCCGUUGUCACCUGGAUGCUGGUGUUCUACGCUGACUUUGUAGUCCUUCUUGUCAUGCUGGUUCCCUCAAGAGAUUACGUUUAUAGUGUCAUCAAUGGCACGCUGUUCAACACCUUGGCGUUCCUCGCUUUGGCUUCACAUUUUCGUGCUAUGCUGACAGAUCCAGGUGCUGUGCCCAAAGGUAACGCAACAAAAGAGUUCAUUGAGAGUUUACAGCUAAAGCCAGGACAGGUGGUUUACAAGUGCCCAAAAUGUUGUAGCAUCAAACCUGACAGAGCACAUCACUGCAGCGUUUGCAAGAGGUGUAUUCGGAAAAUGGACCAUCACUGCCCAUGGGUCAAUAACUGCGUAGGAGAGAAUAACCAGAAGUACUUUGUACUGUUUACAAUGUAUAUAGCACUGAUUUCUCUGCAUGCUCUAAUUAUGGUGGGAUUUCACUUCUUGUAUUGCUUUGAAGAGGACUGGACAAAAUGCAGCUCCUUCUCUCCACCAACCACAGUGAUCCUUCUCAUCCUCUUGUGUUUUGAGGCGCUCCUCUUUCUCAUCUUCACCUCGGUUAUGUUUGGGACCCAAGUACACUCCAUCUGCACUGACGAAACGGGAAUAGAGCAAUUGAAAAAGGAAGAGAGAAGAUGGGCUAAAAAAACAAAAUGGAUGAACAUGAAAGCAGUAUUUGGCCAUCCGUUCUCUAUAGCAUGGCUUAGCCCAUUCGCAACACCAGACCAAGGAAAAGCAGACCCAUACCAGUAUGUGGUCUGAGGAAUUCUUGACCAGCAUUUCCACUAAGAUAGAAACAUAUUGCAGCACUACUGUUUAAAUUUUCCAUGAAUGUUUAAAACGAAAAGCAAGACAAACUUUUUUUUAUGUCUAAUGAAUGGCUGAUAAUUGCAGAGAAAAAAAAGCCCUGUAUUCCACAACUUCAGAUAAUUCUAUAUCUCUGGCUGAAACUGCUGCUGUUGCUUUUCUUUCUUUCUUUCUUCUUCUUUUUUUUUUUUCUUAAUCAUGUUAACUUUACUGGCCUUUGUUUCUCUCUGCUUUCUGUAUGGCAUAACUAAUGUGAAGGGAGUUUUCCUUCUCCGUUGUGACCCACCUCUUCUGAGUAGGUUUUCAUGCUGUCUGCUGACUGUGCUGAGCUCUGUGGAAGACACAUGAGUGCCAAGUCCUACACAGACACCUUUGGACUUCCUGAAGGAGCGCGCUGCUCUUUCAGAAGUGAACUUGAACUGGGAAGUAGACCCUUCACUUUACCAAAAGGCACAAGAUGAGAACGCAGCAAGAGAGCCAGUUGACCUGGUGAUUGCACGCAGUUCAAGUAUCUAAAGCAAACAUUGCCAACGCUGCUUCCCCCUCGUUUUUCCUUCCACCUACAAAAUCGGUUUCAUCUUUCUGCCAUCAUUUUGUCUGUUCCCUCCCUGGUGCGCAGGAAAUUGUUGCCAUCUUAGGGUAACUGUGUUGCAGAUUUAGAAGACUGUGUGGAUUUUUAAAAUGCCUUACAUUUGCAGAAAAGAAAGAGAAAGAAUCUGAUUUUCAAAUGCUUAGAAUGGGAGCAGCAUCGUGUUGGCUUGUGUUUGUCUCCGUAAAUGAGCUGUUGGAGCAAUACCUGUUAAAUAGCUUUGAAAAACUGAUGUGAAUGCCUGGAGGCAGAUGGAUAAAGACUGACCUUGGUGGGAUGUGUCGUUAUGCCAGGGAGAUCCAUCCUACAUUCUUAGCAUCGCCCUGGUGUGGAGCUUUGUGAAUCUUUUACUGUGGAUGUGCACACCUGUGUGCAAACGCACACCGUGUGUAUGUAUGUUAAAGCUGGGAACUGGUGGUGGUAAGGAGCAUGUGUACUUCAUGGACUGUGUGGUGAUGAAAGGGGAGGGACAGAAGGCAUUCCAGAAACAGGUAAGGCCAAACCAUUCAUAACUGUGACCGAUGCCUUGUGUUCAGGCAGAAAUUUUGCUAUAUUUUGGAUCAUUACUCCUAUAGACUUAUCAGAAUAUUGCGAACAAAGGAAAAACUACUCAUCAGCUGUGUCCAGGAAUUCCAAGGAAUCUUUUCUUUCCUUGGUUUAAAUAAAAGCCGUAUUUUUUGGAAGAUGAUGUGUUUAGACUGCUUCAAAGCCAUGGGGGGAUGGAGGGAAAUCAGGGAAGGAGAAGUUUAGCGGAUGUCUCAUUUUGGAAGUAAUGUGAAUGCUGCAUCUUUUCAAUCUGUCAAUGCUUCCAUAUGGAAAACAAAUGCAAUAAAACUUUUCCAAAAAAAUUCUUUGCUGUUCUUAAUUUCUUGAAACUUUGGGAAAAUCUGUAACGGCUUCCUGAGCUUGGUCUGAGCAGGAUUGGCUUUUGUCACCCAGAUAGGUAAUGAAUGAAUGCAUCUCACCAUGUAAUUAAUUGCUGAAUUGCACGUUCUGGUUUUGUUUUAUGUCCUGUUAUUCACUACGCAUUUUGAAGGAAGGUUGCUUGCAUUGUUCUGGCAUUUAGAUCGUUGUGGAGAAAACAAAAAUGUAAUUACUCAUUUCUGGUUUCAAACAAACACAAAGUGUUGUAUUACCCAGUAUUGUAUUUUUCAGGCAAGCUUUCUGAUGUUCGGAGCCGGCAGGGAUGUCUGUCUGUUGGUGCCUGGUGUGCCUCUCUAACUGGUGUUCUCUGGUUUAUUUGCACUGUGCAUCUCAGAGUGUGACUUGCUGCAAUGUGGCUCAGCACCAACACGAGGAAGGCAGGCUUGCUGCACCACCUGAUUUCAAGUGCUGGUUCUGCUUUGGUGCAGCUGACAGAAAUGGGAGCACAGAUGUGGAGAGAAGUUACAGUGUUUGAAGUUCUGCUUGUGUCUUCCUUUUGGAUUUUACAAGCAUACGAAAAGAACCAAAUGCCUUCCUUCUGAGCUGUGAGGGCGGUCUGCAGGUCACUGCUCCUGAGCCAGAGCCCCCAGCACCCUGUAUGGCACGGCACAGAAACGGGUGCUGAGGGAGAUGGGGCAAGGAGCCAAUUACACAGAGCUGCUGGUAAAACAGAAGUUCCUGACUGCUGAUUCUUUUCUCACUCGGCUCUAUUUAUCUGUGCUUGCACAUCACAAAGUAAACUUAUUUAUCUGGGAACCUUUCUUUAUCUUUCCCUCCCUUUCUGUAACCUUCCUCACGCCCUGCUGACUGUGGCAGCCAGGCAGAAUGUGAACAGGAGCUGAUUUUGAACAGUUUUGUCUAUUUUGAAUAUGUGCCCAGGAAGCAUAAAUAAGGCUGGGGAUGGAGAGGAGAGGGAGAGCUUUGCCCUGCCUGCUGUGCUGAGCUGCCCUUAGCACAGCUUCGAGCCGACCUCACGUAGUGCCAUGGUUGGCAGAUGCUGUUCUGAGUGAUGGGUGGUGGUUUGGAAAGAUGGGGCUUGCUGCUUCGAAAUCUUCACAAGCCUUAUCCCCCAUUUUAGCAGUGUGCAUUGAACUGGGUGACACAACCAAUUGCCCAAGGAAGCUGUGCUGCCUUAUCCCUGGAGGCACUCAAGGCCGGGUUGGAUGGCACAACCUGAUCCAGUGGGUGGCAUCCCUGCCCAUGGCAUGGGGUUGGCACUGGGUGGGCUUUAAGGUCCCUUCCAACCCAAAACAUUUUAUGACUCUGUGACUGAAGACAGGGUUAGAGCUGGCAUGACCAGGGAGGCUUUCCAUGCUUGGUGCUUUUUCUCCCCAGCGCAGAAGCAAGCUGCUGCUUGUUAAUUAUGUAAUAUCACAUUAAUUAUGAGGCUCACGAGGUGUGCAGUUGUGGUGCCACAGAGGUCAUUCGCAUGUCGUUGUUUUCCCCUUGCAAAGCUCUGAGAUGAUUUGUGGGUACUUAAAGAACACCUCCAGAAUCAGAAUGGAGGGCUGGUUUGUGUCACGCUAUUCUAAAGCUGCUGUUUUAAAUGGUUUGAACUGAACUUGCUCAUUUUUCCUCUCCUUGAACAUCUCCAACCUCCAGUCCCGAGUCUUCACUUCUCGAGGAGCAGCGUUUCUGCACUGUCACCUUUGUCACUGUCUCUCUCAUCUGCAAAGCUGACUCCAUCUCGUGUGUAACGCAGAAGGUGGGCAUGAAGAUGUGUGCCUGACUUCACGUAGGAGUAAAAACAAGUGCUCCAAGUUUCUACAUAGAGAAGACUUCCAGACCUGAGCACUGACAGUCAACCUGUGUCCUUACUGGUGGCCAUGGGAAGAGGACGGUUGGAGCUGACCCAGUGUUCCUUUGCACUGGGGUUGGCCUUGGACAAUUUGUGAAGCAGAAAUAGCGUUCCUCAAUAUUUGCUCUUAAUUGUGCCAAACAUGUGUGUUCUCAUAUUGAUUUUCAUUACCAGGCAACAUCUGUCUGUAGUAAUUCCAGUGACUGGGAAAUAUGGCAGUUUUCUUGUAGCUGAACCAUUGUAAAGAAAAAAAGCCCAAAUAAGGUGAAAUUUCAGAUUGUGAUUGUAUUUUGUUACUUGUUGGAAGGACUCUAAAAGCACUGGGAGAAGAGGUCUCAGUUUGAAAGAGGGAUGACCUUCCAGAAGCCUUAUUACCAAGCAGUACCAAAUAAUUCGCCAAGGUUGGGGCUGUCCGUGAGCUGAGUCGUGUUUUGGGGAUUUGAUGUUACUGGGGAUGAAUUUGUUGGUACAGCAGGAUUUCUGUCUGUCUGUCCAUCUCAGUAGCUGAGCUGUGAGCACCAUGAUGCAGCUCAAAUACCUGU
This is a messenger RNA of Lagopus muta (rock ptarmigan), 4878 nucleotides long. It is a transcript of the gene ZDHHC3, whose product is annotated as zinc finger DHHC-type palmitoyltransferase 3. The transcript is spliced from 7 exons. The coding region runs from base 81 to 980 and encodes 299 amino acids. Lineage: Eukaryota; Metazoa; Chordata; Aves; Galliformes; Phasianidae. The record is from RefSeq and is a predicted model, not a curated record. Gene Ontology annotation, cellular component: endoplasmic reticulum; Golgi apparatus. Gene Ontology annotation, molecular function: protein-cysteine S-palmitoyltransferase activity. Gene Ontology annotation, biological process: peptidyl-L-cysteine S-palmitoylation; protein targeting to membrane.